This is a messenger RNA of Closterium sp. Naga37s-1, 1187 nucleotides long. NCBI's taxonomy places the organism in Eukaryota, Viridiplantae, Streptophyta, Zygnematophyceae, Desmidiales, Closteriaceae. The record is from the annotation of a GenBank genome assembly.
CGCCUUCCCCACCUUCUCACCCACCCCCUCUCUGCCUCGCUCCCUGCCUCGCUCCCUGCCUCGCUCCCUGCUUCGCUCCCUGCCUCGCUCCCUGCCUCGCUCCCUGCCUCGCUCCCUGCCUCCCUCCCUCCCUCCUCCCUCCCGCCCUCCCUCCUUCCCUCCUCCCUCCCUCCCUCCCUCCCUCCUCCCUCCGUCCCUCCCUCCCGCCCUCCCUCCCUACACUGCCCACAGUUGCUGUCUGGUUAUCCCUGCCCACCCAUUCUGCCAUUGUCCCAUACCAUUUCUUCUCACCACUGUCAUCCCUCCACCAUCAUCCCUCCACCAUCGUCCCACCACCAUCAUCCCUCCACCAUCAUCCCUCCACCAUCACCCCUCCGCCAUCAUCCCUCCACCAUCAUCCCUCCACCAUCAUCCCUCCACCAUCGUCCCUCCACCAUCGCCCCACCACCAUCAUCCCUCCACCAUCAUCCCUCCACCAUUAUCCCUCCACCAUCACCCCACCACCAUCACCCCACCACCAUCACCCCACCACCAUCACCCCUCCACCAUCACCCCUCCACCAUCACCCCUCCACCAUCACCCCUCCACCAUCACCCCUCCACCAUCACCCCUCCACCAUCACCCCUCCACCAUCACCCCUCCACCAUCACCCCACCACCAUCACCCCUCCACCAUCACCCCUCCACCAUCACCCCUCCACCAUCACCCCUCCACCAUCACCCCUCCACCAUCACCCCUCCACCAUCACCCCUCCACCAUCACCCCUCCACCAUCACCCCUCCACCAUCACCCCUCCACCAUCACCCCUCCACCAUCACCCCACCACCAUCACCCCUCCACCAUCACCCCUCCACCAUCACCCCUCCACCAUCACCCCUCCACCAUCACCCCUCCACCAUCACCCCUCCACCAUCACCCCUCCACCAUCACCCCUCCACCAUCACCCCUCCACCAUCACCCCUCCACCAUCACCCCUCCACCAUCACCCCUCCACCAUCACCCCUCCACCAUCACCCCUCCACCAUCAUCACCUUCCCCCCUGCAAUCCGUCAUCCUUUCCCACGCAUACUACCUGCCUUCCGCCCACCAAUCAUCCGUCUUCCCCCAAGUAUCACCUGCCUACACCCCUACAUACCACACGCAUUUCCAUCCACAUACCACCCUGCUUGCGCCCCCGACACCGCUAA